Messenger RNA from Scheffersomyces stipitis CBS 6054, 1238 nucleotides. It is a transcript of the gene YBN5, whose product is annotated as Obg-like ATPase. The record is from RefSeq and is a predicted model, not a curated record. NCBI's taxonomy places the organism in Eukaryota, Fungi, Ascomycota, Pichiomycetes, Serinales, Debaryomycetaceae. The transcript has a single exon. Gene Ontology annotation, cellular component: cytoplasm. The coding region runs from base 1 to 1191 and encodes 396 amino acids. Gene Ontology annotation, molecular function: ATP binding; ATP hydrolysis activity; GTP binding.
AUGCCACCAAAGAAGAAGAACGUGCAAGAAAAGCCUAUUUUGUUAGGUAGACCAGGUAACAAUUUGAAAUCUGGUAUUGUCGGACUUGCCAAUGUGGGUAAGUCCACUUUUUUCCAGGCCAUUACCAGAUGUCCAUUAGGUAACCCUGCAAACUACCCAUUUGCUACCAUUGAGCCCGAAGAAGCCAGAGUCAUUGUGCCAUCGCCCAGAUUCGAAAAGUUAUGUGAAUUGUACAAGCCAAAGAGUGAAGUUCCAGCCUUCAUGACUAUUUACGAUAUUGCUGGUUUGACUAAGGGAGCCCAUGCUGGUGAAGGUUUGGGUAACAAUUUCUUAGCCAACAUCAGAGCUGUCGAUGCCAUUUUCCAGGUUGUUCGUGCCUUUGAAGACUCUGAGAUUAUUCACAUCAACGACGAAGUCAACCCAUACGCUGACUUGGAAAUCAUCAAGGACGAGUUGAGAUUGAAGGAUAUCGAGUUCGCUACCAAGCACUUAGAAGGAAUUGAAAAAAUCACCAAGAGAGGUGGACAAUCACUUGAAGUUAAGAACAAAAAAGAAGAAGCCGAAUUCGUCAAGAGAAUCAUUCUGUUGUUGGAAGAAGGUAAAAGAAUCGCCAACCAGGUCUGGACUGCUAAGGAAGUCGAAACUAUCAACUCCAUGUUCUUGUUAACUGCCAAGCCUUGUAUCUACUUGAUCAACUUGUCAGAAAGAGACUAUGUCAGAAAGAAGAACAAGCACUUGUUGAAGAUCAAGGAAUGGGUUGAUGCCAACUCUCCAGGUGAUCUCAUCAUCCCAGUUUCUGUUUCCUUGGAAGAGAAGUUGGCUGGUAUGGGUUCUGACGAAGAAAGAGAUGCCUACUGUAAGGAAAUCGGUGCCACUUCUGCAUUGCCAAAGAUCAUUGUGGCCAUGAGACAGAAAUUGGACUUGAUCUCGUUCUUCACCGGAGGUCCAGAUGAAGUCAGAGAAUGGACCAUCAGAAGAUGGUACACUGCUCCACAAGCUGCUGGUACUAUCCACACUGAUUUGGAAAGAACCUUCAUCUUGGCCCAAGUCAUAAAAUACGAUGACUUGGUGGAAUACGGAGAUGAAGUCGCUGUCAAGGCUGCUGGUAAGUUGUUACAAAAGGGUAAGGACUACUACGUUGAAGAUGGUGACAUCAUCUUUGUCAAGGCAGCCGAAGGUAAGGCUCGUUAAGUGUAUUUAGUAUUGUCACGAACAUAUAAGCACAUGAACAUAUAAAA